This is a messenger RNA of Malassezia pachydermatis, 1665 nucleotides long. RefSeq lists its product as hypothetical. The record is from RefSeq and is a predicted model, not a curated record. The coding region runs from base 1 to 1665 and encodes 554 amino acids. Lineage: Eukaryota; Fungi; Basidiomycota; Malasseziomycetes; Malasseziales; Malasseziaceae. The transcript has a single exon.
AUGACAAGUGCCGCUACGUCCUGGUCUGCGUAUGCGGACUGGUUCGAGGCACUACCGACCGAACCCAUUGAGGUCGCACGGAUCGUCCUGGGUCAUACUACAGUUGCACAGACGUGGCAUCAGGUGCUGCAGGCCGCCGCGCAGGCCGUCUUGACAGAGCCACGCCCGACGGCUAGCACAGAAGGAGACGCCGCCACUGAUGCCACGCUGGGCCGCCUUGCCGCAGCAAUGAUCCCUGCUCUGAAGCGUCUGCAGCAACAUGGCGACCCAUCCCUGCUCGAAAGUGUAUGUGGCAAGCAAGGUUGGGUGGAUGUGGCUAUUCUCGCCACUACGUAUGGCCUCAGCGACGAGGCUACACCCUUGUUGACAGCUGCAUGGCCACGCACAGAGGUAACUGUGUGGUGGGAUAUGGCAUGGGAAGCACUCAAGCACGCGACAAACCGUUUUUUCUAUGUGCCAUGGGCCGAAGGCAUCCAACGUCUACGCCGCGCAGCCCGUCUCGCGGACGCACUACUGCAAACCCACCCUGUUAUCCCUACAUCAAGCGAGGCCAACUGCCGCGAGUCGCUGACAAACAUCGCUCAGGCCCUCGCAGAAGCGUACCAUGGCGUAUUGGCCGCAUCCCGUAUCCCACGCGACGAAGCAAGUUCGUCAGCGACGCCAUGGCCUUCCGCUUGGCUCGCUGCCAAAGUUGACGUUCUGAGCACGGCGGAUGCGUGUGUCAUGGCGGCGCACGCCCUGGGCGAUACAGCCUCGCCGCUUGCAGCGCUCGAUGAGCAAGCCCUGCAUAUUCCUGAUAGCGUGGCCUUGGUCGAUGCGCCGCUGCGCACAGACCUGCAAAACGCUGCGCCAGCGUGCGCAUCCAUUCUGGGUACGUCCAUGACACCCUUCCCAGGCGCAGCAUGGGCGGCUGUACGGCCCCUAGCUGCGGUCACAGUCACAGCGCCGCCUGUCAAUACCGAGUUGGUGGAUAUGAUCCUCGGUGUCUUGCCGCAUCUGGACCGCCAGCAAGUGGAAAGCCGCGUAGCUCGACCUCGGUACCAAGAUAUGACGCCUGAAGCGGUGCUGGAAGUGUUCCUCGAUGAUCCAGAUGGAUUGCAGGACUUGGAUGAUGAUUACGAUCCUGUGGCCGGCAUGGCAUCGAUGCGAGUGCAGGACGAUGCACCGUUGUCCGACGAUCUGAAAGCUGCAAUUCUCGCACGUGCCGAAGCCGAAGAUACCCUGGAGGAAGAAUGGGACCUGAACGCCCCGCCCACGCCAACACAGCAAGCAGAGCGCUUAUUAUUGGCGACGUACCAAUCGCAAGGCGCCGGGCUCUUUGCACGGACCAAAGUGGCACGGCAAAGUGCAGGUCGGGCGCGGCUGCGUGAGAUGCUCGCACCACUGGGCACCUGGGGCGAUGACCAAAUCGAAGGAUGGGCCGUCAUGCUGGAGCGCCAUCCAAACCGGGAAGCCAUGUUGAUGCGUGCGCAACACAUGAUUACACCCAACACCAAUGUAGGCAAAGAGCGGUCCUGGGGCGCUGAUAAAAUGCGUGGCGGCCGAAUUCCAUCCCAAAGGCCGUCCGGCCACGGCGGGGGUCGUGGCGGCCAUCGCGGUGGUCAGCGUGGCGGCGGACGUGGCGGCGGACGUGGCGGUCAUCGCGGGGGCCCACGUGGGAAAUGA